GGAUCCGACAUUUUUAAACCUCUUCUAUGCUGUGAUAGGGUUUAAGCUUUCAGCUUCAGAACCAGUAAAGAAAGAGAAACAUGGCGCGCAGGUCGACGUUGGCCGGGAUGGAAGUCCCUAUAACCGGCAGCGAUUCCAUCAAGUGGGUUGAACUCUCCGUCGCCGAUAGUGAGACAGUCACCGUGUCCGCAACUCCUCCGCCUGUGGCCCCUCUCACUGAAGAUUGUGCCUCCUGCUCCGUGAUCGGAGAUCCCCCUCUCUAUGUUAUUUGGAGGAUUAACAAGAAUCGGCCUAGAGCUCUUGAGUUACUUGAGCUCUCUGCUAAUAAAGAAUUUCCCAAAAUUGGACUUCGAAUCACCCUCCCUGAUUCUCUUUGUCCUUUCGCUUAUAUCUGCAAAAACGAGAUUGGUCGUCCUGCAACACCCUACUUGCUCUAUUUAUUGACUGUCUCUGGAGUUGCUUACGUUUUCAAGCUCAGAAAUGUUUCUGGUUACACUUCCUGCUCCACAUUUCCACCAAGCGAGGUUAUAGAGUUUAAUUUGCGGAGUUAUUUUGAUAAUGUAACAAUAACUAGUGUAGCAGCUACUGCUGGAUGCCUUGUGGUUGGUAGAAAUGAUGGAUCUGUUGCUUGCUUCCAACUUGGCUCAGCUGAUCAAACUGCUCCUGGUUUUGCGUAUGAGCUGCGGGAUGAUUUGGGCAUGAGUCGUUUGUGGGGUUUUAUGUCAAGGGGUAAGGUGUUGGGAGCUGUAGAGAAUUUGGUAAUACAGGAGCUGCAUGGCCUUAAACUUUUAUUUGUGCUUCAUUCUGAUGGGAUACUGCGAAUAUGGGAUCUGUCAAAUCGUGUCAAGAUCUUAAAUCACACCAUGAGCAUUCCAAAUUCAGAAGGUGCAAAAUUUGUGAGGUUGUGGGUGGGUGAAGUUAUUGAAAAUUCAACCUUAAUUCCCCUGGCCAUCUUGUAUAGAUAUAAUGAGGAAGUUAGCAUGGAGAUGGUCUGCGUUUAUGGGCUUCAUUGUAGUUUUGGGGACAGGAUCACUUUGUUAGUAGAGACUUCAAUGCAAAAUAUUCCGCUGGAGGAGGGGGAAUGUGUUGAUAUCAAGCUUCAUUCAGAUAAAAUAUGGAUAUUGAAAGACACUGGAUUAAUUUUUCAUACUUUUUCUCAUAAUACAGAUAACUAUGCGGAAGAGGCCCACUGCUAUGCUUUGCAGGAAGAAUUUGUUGCUGAACAACUAUUUCAAACUUCUGAACAUUCUUCCAAUGAUCUUAUUUUGAUUAUCCAUUCUAUAUUCUCAUAUACAAAGGAUCAUGUUGUGCCAUUUCUUUCUUCUAUCUUUUUACGUAGGCUGCUUCAACCUGGGGUUCAUCAUAAUGCCGUUCUGCGAGCAACUUUUCUUGAUUACAACAAACACUGGACUGACACUGAAUUCAAUUCCUUAACAGUUGGUGGACUGAAGAAAGAAAUUUGUUCACUGAUUGAACAGGAGGGUGUCAAUGAAGGUCCGGUAUCAGUGUUUUGGUCCUGGAAAAAUUUCUGUACACGCUAUUUCCAGAAUUGGUGCAAGCACAAUUCGCCUUGUGGUUUUCUAGUCCAGUCCUGCACAGGUGCUAUUGGUUUAGUAAGAAGGAAUUCAAUAGCUUUAUUUCGUGAUAUGGAAAAAUUUGAGGUGCUUAUUGAUGGUUCUGAUGAACUAGUUGAUACAAUCAGCUUCAGAUUGGACAUGUCUGAUGAUGAUUCUGAGCAUCAGAUUCUUAUGGAGGUUCUCAGAUGUAUUAUCAGUAUGAGCCAACAAUUGGGGAAAACAGCUUCUGCUAUAUUUUAUGAAUCACUUGUUGGCAGAUCAACUAUUUCAUCUGAAGAAAUUGUUCCUCGCUUACUGAAGAUUCUGGAAACUGGAUACAGUUCAUCAGUGUCAUCUCUUAAUGUAUCAGGCGAUUUUGCUUUGGAGAAGGAACUGAUUGAUCACAGAAAUCUGAGGAAAUUCUCGAUUGAUAUGCUAUUUUCUCUUCAUGCUUUGUCCAAAAAGGCUGAUUCUUGGUGCAAAAUUUUGAAUGUCAUUGAAAGCUAUCUUCAAUUUCUUGUACCUCAGAAGGUCAUGCAAAAACAAGAUGCUGGAAUGCCAUUUGAUAUAAAUGUUUCUGUUUUAGUCCAAGCUACUUCUCAAAUUGCAAAGUCGAUGUUUGAUUCUGCAUUGGAUAUUCUCCUAUUUGUUAGCUAUCUUCUCAACAUCAGUGGACAGAUAAAUAUGUCGCCUGAUGACAUAUCCAGAAUACAACUUGAACUGGUUCCAAUGAUUCAAGAGAUUGUUUUUGAGUGGCUGAUUAUUCAUUUUCUUUGCACAACACCGUCUGAAUCUCCUGCGAUCGAAGAUUUCAGUUCUCAACUCUCAUUAUUGCAAAUUGAUGGCAGCACCGAUAAAAGAUCAUGGAAUGAGAAACUAGGCAAAUGCAAUUUUACAUUGGCUUUUAUACUUUUGCUAAGUAUUCAAAUUUCUCAUGGAGACCCAAAUCGCCCUUCAAGAUAUCUCCCAAAUCCGCAAGAAAUCCUUUGUUCAGUGCGCGACUUUACAAGCUGGAUUAUUUGGGGAAAAUCUGGGGAAGAAUCUAAUUCUUUCUUAAAACGUUCAACUGAGCUUGCACUGAUCCUUCUUAGGCAUAGCCAGUAUGAUGCUGUUGAGUACCUUCUAACUAUUAUAGAGGCCAAUUCACGAAAAGAGAAAAUAUUUAGAAGUAUUCAAGAUACUGAUGGUGAUUGGUGUUUACUUCAACAUCUGUUAGGAUGUUGCCUCCUUGCCCAGGCACGAUAUGGGUUCCAUGGAAUUUUGAAAGAAAAGAAAGUUUGUGAAGCUGUUCGCUGUUUUUUCAGGGCUUCAUCUGGGCAAGGAGCUUCUCAAGCUUUGCAGGAUUUAUCUCAUGAUGCUGGAUUGCCAUAUCUUGGUUUUAAUGAUUGUGCGUCAUCAGCUGCAUGGAAGCUUCAUUACUAUCAAUGGUCAAUGCAGAUUUUUGAGCAAUAUGGCAUUAGCGAAGGGGCUUAUCAGUUUGCGCUAGCUGCUCUUGAGCAAGUAGAUGAAGCUCUUAGUCAGAAAGAUGAUUCCUGCAGGAGAGAUACACUCAAUGAAUCGGCCACUGCCAUCAAAGGACGACUCUGGGCAAAUGUCUUCAAGUUUGCUUUAGAUCUUAAUCACUUGCAUGAUGCAUACUGUGCAAUACUUUCUAAUCCAGAUGAGGACAGCAAGUACAUCUGCUUGAGGCGUUUCAUAAUAGUUCUUCAUGAGCGUGGAGGAAUGAAGGUGCUUUGUGGCGGUCAAAUACCCUUCAUAGGAUUAGCAGAAAAGAUAGAGCAAGAGCUUGCCUGGAAGGCAGAGCGUUCAGAUAUUUUGACAAAGCCAAACCCAUAUAAGUUGCUCUAUGCAUUUGAAAUGCAUCGGCAUAACUGGCGAAGGGCAGCGAGUUACAUAUACCAAUAUUCAACCCGUUUGAGAGCAGAAAUAGUUAUGAAAGAUCACCAACACAUAUCGCUGGUGCUCCAAGAGAGGCUGAAUGGGCUUUCUGCUGCUAUCAAUGCUCUGAGUCUUGUUCAUCCUGCAUAUGCCUGGAUUGAUCAUCUCCUUGAGGGAAAUUCUCUUCAUAAUGAGUGUUAUCCCAGUAAAAAAGCCAAAAAGACAGUCAAAGAACAGUUAGUUGGCAGUGAUGUUGAACCUCAAAGGCUGCAGUUUUAUGUUGAUACUGAGAAACUUGAAAAUGAGUUUGUGCUAACUUCAGCGGAAUACUUGCUGUCAUUAGCAAAUGUCAAAUGGAAAUCCACUGAAACAGACAAUGCUCCAUCGGAUUUGGUUGAUCUUUUGGUUCAGACCAAUUUAUAUGAUAUGGCAUUUACAGUUCUUUUGAAAUUCUGGAAGGGUUCUGCAUUGAAGAAGGAAUUGGAAAAAAUUUUCUCUUCUAUGUCAUUGAAAUGCUGUCCAAAUAAAGUGGGUUCAUCAUCUGCCGGAAAUGAUAUGAGGUCGCAUGGUCUUUUAUUGACAUCCUCAAUGGAUGAUAUGGUUGUUCAUGGUUCACCUGAUGUGGGUCCUGCAUCUCAGCAGUCUAGAGGGAAUAUGCAAUGGGAAACUCUUGAGCUCUAUCUUGAAAAAUAUAAAGCAUUUCAUGCUGGAUUACCAGUAACUGUUGCUGAAACACUUCUUCGUUCAGAUCCUCAGAUUGAAUUACCUUUGUGGCUGGUACAUAUGUUCAAGGAUUUUCGAAGGGAUAGGACCUGGGGAAUGACUGGCCAAGAAUCAAAUCCUGCAUCUUUGCUCCGACUAUAUGUUGAUUAUGGGCGAUUUACGGAAGCUACUAAUUUGUUGCUUGAGUAUUUGGAAUUAUUUGCAUCAGUGAGACCAUCUGAUCUGGUACAUCGGAAAAGGCCAUUUGCAGCAUGGUUCCCCUACACAACAAUGGAGCGUCUAUGGUGCCAACUCGAUGAGUUGAUCAAUUUAGGCCAUAUGGUCGAUCAAUGUGAGAAGCUUAAAAAGCUAUUGCAUGGAGCUUUGCUGAACCAUCUGAAGCUGCUAAAGGUGGACUCCGAUGAUGCGAUAUCUUCUGCUGCCUGUUAACAAAUGUGUUGCAAUCUCCAAAAGUUAAUGGAGAAGCAAAAGACGAAUUGGGAUCCUUUGACGACUGACUCGUCUUGGUCAGUGCAAAGCUUAGCUUCAGUAUGCUUUCUUUGCAUGGCAUUUUUAACCAGAGCAGCAUUGGAGCGGCAAUUCCAAAAAAUGAAAUACUCGUACAUACUGCAUGUAGUUGAGCCUCGUUGAGGAACCAUUGAAAAAGCAAUAGAAGUAGAGGAACACUUAUCAAUCAAAGGAAAGAAGAAAAUUCACCGUCUCUGUAUUCUGUAAUGUUUAUGCCAGAAGCUGCUAUUGAUUUGCUUGCUUAAAACUCUAGCAUUCGAAACAUUGGCCGGGAAUAGGGAAGGGGUAGUUUCUAGUGACGACUGUAUAGACAGUUAGGCAUUGUAUUUGAGUCUUCAAAAUGUUGAAAGCAGCUGUGAAGAGACUUAAAUUUUCUCUUACCCUCAGGCUCCACUUUUUGUAUAUUGCGUUAGGAAGCUCGUGUGCUCGUAUUCAUAUGUUUAACUGAAGUAGAUGUAUAUCUUAAUUUCAUAUUACUCGAGGUUAGUUGCAUGAAGGAACCAACCUUUCUGGAUCAUAAUUUCUAUUUGGUUUUUUUGUUCAUUCAGAUUAUAAAAUCUUGAGGUUCCUUGCUUGUAUUGAAGU
Molecule: messenger RNA, 5249 nt
Organism: Jatropha curcas
Lineage: Eukaryota; Viridiplantae; Streptophyta; Magnoliopsida; Malpighiales; Euphorbiaceae
Gene: SAR1
Product: SUPPRESSOR OF AUXIN RESISTANCE1
Cellular component (GO): nuclear pore
Molecular function (GO): structural constituent of nuclear pore
Source: RefSeq, a predicted model, not a curated record